AUGAGAUUUUUGUGGCUUCCCGUUCUAAUCGUGUCAUUUAACUCUCUUGUUUCCAGUGUAAAAAAAGACCUAAAUCCAUGCGACGCAAUCGACAAAACUGACACGAACCUAUCUGAUGUGGUUGUUCUGUUCGUAAAUUUCAAGUGGAAAAUCGUCGAGAAAAACUUUACAAAUCUUUCAUUGGCGAUUCUCGAUGCAUGGACACGUCAUGAAUUUAUGGAAAAAGAAGAAACAUUAUCGAGUCUACCUGAACUUAUGGAGAAUUUUGUAAAGUGUUACGGAAGAGAUAGUGGACUUCAAGUCAAGAAUAUAACCUUUGAAAAGGGAAUAAAUGCGACGGAAGAUUGUGUACUAAAGAUCACUGAGAAUAUGCCAAAAAAAUCCGAUUUCUUCAAAAAGCACGUCAAAAUCAUCGAAUCUCCGGAUGUCUUGAGGCAUUGUGGGCAGCCAAGACAAGUGCCUCUGCCGGUUUGGAACUUGGUCCAAGAGGCCUCAUCCGCGACUGAAAAAAGGAUAGCCUUCUGUCACUGGUCUGAUUUGGAGAAACUCAUUCAUGCAGGGUUUUAUUCGAUUGUGGUGGACUGGAACACUCGGUUUUAUGAAGUGAUGGAAGACGAAGUUAACAACCUGAAGCUUGACGUUUUUACCAGAAGACAGGAUUUCGAAAUAAAAUACUCGUAUUUCACCACAAUCCCACGGACUCCAGUGGUCUGGUCAUCGUUUGUGGCCGUCCUUACCGUAAUCUCCUUCUUCGUACUCGGUCUUAUCCUUUGUUGUUGUUCCCUGAUGUCGUUCGGAUUGGUUGAGGAAGACUUCGAAAGACGGAAUGAGGAGAGGAAUUGGAUUGCUCGGAAUGUGAGAAGGAAUUUGCAAAGGGAUUAUGUGAUUUCUCCGGCGCCGGUGGAGGAAGAUGAGGGUUUGGCUACAGCGAUUUCAAAGGGAUCCGCGUCCCGGUCGAGUAUGGAAACGGCAAAAAGCAGCUCCAACGUCUCCACGGAUAGCACUCAACCCUCUGACACCGUAAGCCAGCUUUAUCAGACGGGGAGGACAGGUUGUGAAUUUCAGAUUUCAGGAACCACUCAUACCAAUCUUACCGCGAAAUUACCGACAGAAUCAUCAGAUGCAGUAGAGAACUAG
Caenorhabditis remanei is the source of this 1137-nucleotide messenger RNA. RefSeq lists its product as uncharacterized. The record is from RefSeq and is a predicted model, not a curated record. The transcript has 7 exons. NCBI's taxonomy places the organism in Eukaryota, Metazoa, Nematoda, Chromadorea, Rhabditida, Rhabditidae. The coding region runs from base 1 to 1137 and encodes 378 amino acids.